AUGGAAUCUUCUCCAGCCAAUGCUGAUGUGGAACCAAACCUCGCCUUAAGCGAAACCAUCGAAAGGAAAAAGAAACUCGUUGACGAAAUCGCAACUACUUCCCCAACGAGCAAGGGACAAAAUGCGGUCACAACCGAGAAGCAAACCGUGAUUCUCACAGAAUCUACUGGAGCCUUUGGCUCAUACUUAUUACUAGAUCUCAUCGACAAUCCCUCGGUGUCUCACAUAUACUGUCUGAACCGAGGGCCAGAUUCCCAACAAUCUCAAAUCAAGCGCAACAAAACUCGAGGUGUUCCAAUCGACUUCCCUUCGGACCGCGUAACUUUCCUCAGCGGCAACCCCACCAAGCCAAACUUCGGGCUAGACCCAAAGACCUAUGCCCAAAUGUUUCAAACAACAACAAAGAUAAUACACAACGCGUGGGCGGUAAGCCUUACGGUCCCUCUCUCCGCCUUCGAAUAGCAAAUUGACGGGGUAAUCGCAUUCGCAAAAUUCGCAUACGAUUCUCCCACACAUCCAACAUUCCACUUUAUCUCCUCCACCAGUGCCGUCCGCGGCCUCUCAGACGCAUCCGUCAAAAUCCCAGAAGUCGUUAUCAAAGACAUCUCAGCAACCGCCGCAAUGGGGUAUGCACAGAGUAAAUACGUCUCCGAGGUCGUGCUUGACUACGCAGCCGAGAAACUCCUCAUUGAUGCUCGGAUCUCGCGAUUAGGACAUAUCAGUGGACCGGCUGUGAGAGCAGGGUUCGCGAACGCCGAUGAUUGGUUUACAAAUCUGGCGGUUAAUUCCGUGGCUGUUGGUGCUGUUCCCGCUUCAAUGGAGGGUGAUUUUGAUAACAUGGAUUGGAUGGCUGCUGAUGUGCUUGCGGAUGUUGUGGUGGGCCUGACGUUUGAUGAGAGGAAGGCGAGGGGGGGGAAUGCAGUGGUCUUUCAUCCACAAAAUCCCCAAGUGCAGAUUUGGCAAGAUUACGUUCCGAAGGCGGUGCAGAAAUAUGCUUCAAGCUUAGGCAAAGAGUGUGAGGUUGUCGCGUUGAAAGAGUGGUUGAAGAGGGUUGCUGAGGAUGCGGAGGCAUGUGGUUUGAAGGGUGAGGAGCUUGAUAAGCGAAGUCCGGGUGUGAAAUUCCUUCCUGUUUAUGAGCUUUUCUCGUACCAGAAGUUGCUUCCCAAGUUUGACCUGGCUAAGACUCUUGAAGCGAGUGAGAAGUUAAGGAAUGUGGAGGGUAUUAAACCGGAGUGGAUCGAGAACUGGUGCAGAGCGUGGAUGGCACAGUUUUAA
Hymenoscyphus albidus is the source of this 1275-nucleotide messenger RNA. The record is from the annotation of a GenBank genome assembly. Lineage: Eukaryota; Fungi; Ascomycota; Leotiomycetes; Helotiales; Helotiaceae.